Phytophthora sojae is the source of this 597-nucleotide messenger RNA. RefSeq lists its product as hypothetical. The transcript is spliced from 2 exons. Bases 1 to 597 code for a protein of 198 amino acids. Lineage: Eukaryota; Oomycota; Peronosporomycetes; Peronosporales; Peronosporaceae. The record is from RefSeq and is a predicted model, not a curated record.
AUGGGCAACACCAACUCGGCGAUCAAGGGCCUGGCGUCCGACAUCGCGGGCACGACGGACAUCUGCGACGUGGUCUCGGACCUGUCGGGCGCGUGGGCGGCGUCGUACGUUCUGCCCGAGGAGGAGAUCGUGUACGCGCUGCAGUCGGUGCGCCAGGAGUUCGCCUUCACGACGCGCGCUAAUCACCGUGAGCGCCGAGACGUCCACGACGACGCAGUGGAGAACGUGAAGUUCGAGUCCACAGGCGUCGUCGACCGCGACUGCGAGCUCCAGUUCAAGGUCGGGGAGACCAAGUUCAAGAUCGACAUCGAGCGCGGCAAGGAGGAGGAGGUCAAGGGUUUUUACAAGGCGCUCGUGCUGCUGGGACACAAGCAGGAGGAGAACGAGCUGGAGUGGGAGCUGGCGAAGCAGGCUGUCACCACGGCGAAAGACACCGUGCGCCUCUCGGAAGCUGGCAGGCAGAGUCUCAACCAGCAGUCGGACGAGACGCUCGGGUGGAUGAGGGCUCAGUAUGAGCGCACGCACCCGCACUGCUACAAAGACGUCACCAAGGGAGCUCUUGACGCGGCGAAGGCUGAGCCGGAGAAGGAGGUGUAA